Molecule: messenger RNA, 5084 nt
Organism: Procambarus clarkii (red swamp crayfish)
Lineage: Eukaryota; Metazoa; Arthropoda; Malacostraca; Decapoda; Cambaridae
Product: TGF-beta-activated kinase 1 and MAP3K7-binding protein 1
Biological process (GO): protein dephosphorylation
Molecular function (GO): protein serine/threonine phosphatase activity
Source: RefSeq, a predicted model, not a curated record
GCGAGAGGUAAGGCCAGUAGUGUCCUCCCUUCACUCUCGCAAUGGAUUUCUUUAUGUUGUUGUCAUUGUAAUAAUUUCUUGUUGAGUCGAGGGGUGCGUGUAGGAGAGAAUGCCAUCACAGGCCAUCAAGCCCACAUCUCUUGGGAUGACGGGUAUAAGAAACAAUGAUACGUGGACAGAUGGCCUUCCCAUCUGUAAACUCUCAGGUGUUGGUAUGUCUGCAAACCAGAUGUACCGUGAAGAUGGCACACCUUGCUCUGAGCAUGAGUAUGAGGAUCGCAGCAUUCACUUCUGUCUUGACCAUGAAAAUGGAACCUACCUCUAUGGGGUUUUUGAUGGCCAUGAUGGAGCAAAGGCUGCUUACUUUGCAUCGCAGAGAAUGCCAGCCGAGUUAAGUUUUGAGCAAUUGACUGGAAAAACAACAGAGGAGGAGGUAAAGGAGGUCUUUAGAGAUGCCUUCUUGGCUGUAGAGAAUGCCUUUCUUGAAUCUAUUGACCCAAAAAUUGCUGAACGCACCCAACUGCUGGACAAAAUACCUGAUGGAAUGUCUCAAUUUGAAGCUGCUCAAAAUUUUCCUGAAACUGUCAACAGAUUGCAGGUGCUUGACCAAGAUAUUAGAGGAGGAACAACAGCAGUUGUGGCACUCAUACAUGGAGGAAUGCUCUAUGUUGGCAAUGUUGGAGAUUCCAGGGCUCUUCUCUGUAAGAAAGACAGAUUGGGAGUAUUGAAAGUGAAGCAACUAACAGCUGAUCACACGACGAGUAGCCAUGAUGAAGUUCAGCGUUUAGUGUCCCUUAAUCUAUCUGCUUCUAAAAUCCAAGGAGCCAAAUUUGGUAAUCAUGAGCUGACAAGAUGUAUCGGUAACUACUUCAUGAAGGGAGGGUAUAAGGAGUUUGACAUUUUGAGCUCUGCCACAGCUGAGCCAGUAAUAGCAGAGCCACACAUCACAUCCAUGCCCAUUGAUGAGUCUUGCAGUUUCCUCCUCCUGAUGAGUGAUGGCCUCUACAAGUCUUACCAAGAUUCCACUGGUUCUGAGCAAGUCAAUAAAGAGAUCGCCCAGAUGGUUGUUGAACAAUUUGUGGAACAGCCAACUCUGACCAGUGUAGCACAAACAGUUGUUGACAAAGUAGUACGCUUGCACCACGACAACUACCUCACCAAACAGAGAAAUGUCACUUCGCGUGAUGAUAUCAGUCUCAUAAUCCGCAAUUUCAACUUUCCUCUGCGAUGUGCCCUCACUUCCUCGUCAGCUCUUCUGGGCGGUAGCUCUCCACGCCCUCUGAUCAGACAUCCACCACGACCCAGGCAGCAAGAAUAUUCGUCGUCAUCAUCAAGCAGUGAUGAUCUAACUUUGCGUGAGGAUUCAGACAUCUUAUCUGGCCUCCCAGGCUCACAUAUGCUUCCAGGGUCUCGUGGUCACAGACUGGACUUUCUAGAGAGUAUGAGCAACUCUGUUGAUGACCAUGGCCCCAUCCAUCACACAGACACUAACACAACAUCAACAGAAUCAUCUGAACUCCAGAAUCCUAGUCUUACACAGUUCUCUCUGGAUGAAGAUGGGCGAAUUCAUCCUUAUGUAAACUUUGAUCAGUAUUAUCAAGCAAUUGAGGAGGCACGUGCAGCUGGGCUUAUUACAGAAUCUCAGUUACAUCUUUAUAAGUGACAUAAACAGAAUUGGUUUUCAGAGAAUUAAAGGCUCUUCCUUUGCAUCACUUGUUUCAGUAGGGGUUAAAGUUUGAUGCAGCAUCCUUGAUGUCCAUGUUAGUUGAUUAUGUCAUGCAUAGGAGGAUGUAACUCAACUCUGGUCAGGAAUUAAAAGGUUUUGGUAUGUAGCUUUAAUAAGAUUUUAAUAUAUUUUAAUUAAGAACAUCAUUAAAUGAAAGCGUGUAUGAAAUCUAUAUUAAGUUCAUUUUAUUUUAGGAGUAAAUAAUGUUUAUAAUUUUAAUGUUUUAUUUUACUUACGAUUAAGCUUCUUACUGAUAAGUAUAAUUUAAGUAGUUUAAUGAAAGUUUAUAUAAUGUAUCUUAAGCCUUCGUGUAAUUUCAUAAUAUUCAGGGUAACAUUAUGCAGCCUUUGGCACGGCAGCAACAGUGCUGGUGUCAUUUCUAAGAUGCCCCUCACAUUUGUUUCUCAUAUUAUCCUUCUGUUUAAUUAUCAUUACCAUUUCCCUAUGAUGACUUUGUCAGACUGGGUCUGACAAAGUCAUGGGCUGAUGGCUGACUGUCUGAUGAUUGUGUAUAUGCUAAGUACAUUUGUGUCUGACAACUGAUGACUGUCUUAAGAUUAAGUCUGAUAGUGACUGCAGGCAGUACUUUUAGAUAUGAAGAAGCAUAGCAGGUGUAUAUACAGGCUAGUGCUCUUCCAAAUUAUAGGAAGACAGGCCGGACCAGCAGCAUUCCAAGUACUGACAGAGUGGUCACUUGCUUGGCCUCAGUCCUUAUAAUAAUUAUCUGAUUUUUUAAAAUAAAGUACAGUUCGGUAAAAACCAUUCUUUAUUUGAAUUUAAAAGUAUAUAUAAUACUGUAUAUCGAUAUUAUGAUUUAUAUUUUUUUUAACAUGAAGGAAUUCUAGUAUCGAUCAAAAGUAAAUACAGAAGCCCCCAGUAUGGCUAGUGCUAUAACUACAUUGUUUGGUCACUGGCAAUAAAAUAUCAUAUCUUUGGCCUAUUGAAAGUAGAGUAAUAUUUUAAGGGAUAGUAUUUUGAAGAUAGAAAAAGGUGGGGUCCUAUGUUCCAUAAAAAGUGGUAUACUCACUAACUUAAUUUUGGGUAAUAUCAAGAUGACAAGUUGACUGAAAUCUUCUUUCUGAACAGCACUGCAGUUUCUCCUCUUAAGCCAUAGCCUGGACUUAAUCCAGGUCAAGAUUUAUACAUUAGUAACAGGUGUGCUGUUUAGUCAUUAGGAUAUGGAUUACAUUUGGAAGAUAGUUUCUUUAGAUUUCUAGUACUAAACUAUGUUUUAAAACUUUAAUAUUAUACUAACUUGUACAUGCACAGCACAUAAUUGUUGCUAGGACACUUUUUGGUUAAAAACCAAUUGAUAAUUAAUAAUUUCAAGGUAAUAUCGCUUGCUGUCUGUCUUGUAUUAAAUUUUAGGAAGCAAAUGCAGGUUCAUUUGCUACUGAGCUUAAUGAAGUUUGAUCUAUUGUUUGUACCUGUUGAUCUGAAGGACACAUGAACAUUUGAAGCUGUACUGUGUUCCCUUUUAUGUAACAUGGCCUUGGCUCCAUGCUAGACUCGAGUUGUACUCUAGUCAUUCUCACCUUCAUUUUUAAAGCUGCAUUUUCUUAGCUGGGUCCCCUCAGUUGCUCCCUGAAUCAGGGCCUGGGAUCAUUUUCGACACUGAUCGUAUGCCAGGCUCUAUCCAAUGUGUAGCCUCACUGUGAGAAGGAACUUGACAAAUAGUCCUGUCUCAUAGCUGGAAUGGGGGUUGACAUUGGAGAGUAUCACAAAUGAUCACCAAGUAACCACUUACCUUACAAAACAACAAACCAAUUCAUCCCCUCCUGUUAUCUCCCAAACUUAACUUUGCACCUCCUGUCAUCCCUCUAAUUCAUGCUGGGAGUGGAACUCUAUGCCUCUGCAUGUUUUUUUUUUUUUUUACUUAUUCUCUGUGGCCCUUGUGCUUCGUGGUGCUUUGAUGAGUUGCUAAUUAAUAGAACAAUAAUUGCCUAUUCUUGUGAUUUCCAAUGAUCACUUGCUGUUGGUGUAGAGUGGUUUGAUUUAGUUUUUUGUCUUAUAGUAAGGGUCAUUUUAUGGUGAAUAGUAAGUGGAUAUUAAUUAAUAUUCUCUCUAUUGUCUUCAGUGUGUGACAAGACACUUGCAAUAUCUUGUCACAUUUGGUCACUGUGGAUCCAAAAGUGCAAGCAGCUUCCUGUGCAAACCCAAGCCCUUGCUUAGUAGAGGAAUAGAAAGACCACUCAGAUAAGAGUAUGCCACAGCUUAAUUUUUUAUCAGCACCAUGCACCACUAGUCGUUAAUUUUUAAAUAGUAUAAAUGUGAAAAGUUAAGCAGUCUUCUUAAACUUUAAUUUCAUCUCUUGAGUUUAUCAUCAAUUUUAUUUAUGCUUAAAAAUUUGUUGAAACUGCUUUGUCAUUCUAAAUGCUGAAUAGGAUGCCCUAAUUUUAGUGUAAUGUAUAUAUCAAGAAAGUGAUCUUGAACAUGUUCAAACAAAGGAUAUCAUUUGCUACUUACAUCACACAUUGUAUCACAAACUGGUUUAUGCAUCAUCUCAAUUCAGUUAGCAAUAAGGCAGCGCAUGUAGUGACAAAGGCAUUUUGUCCUCUUGAAAAUCAGAGACACAAAGCUCGUGUUGAAAUAAACAAUAAAUGAAGCCAAGAAACUUGAUCUAUCUUAAGACUAUUAUAGUACAUAAUAUUAGUCAUGAGCUAUAUUGAACUUUAUAUUGGUUAGGUUGUCUAAAUGUUUUUCUAAUUUGUACUUUGCUUGUUUUAUUUUAAACAAAAUUAAAUUUUACAUGUUAUAUUUUGGUAAAAGUCCAUAUUAUGUCCAAAUGCCUUUUUCACUAUAUACUGUAAUUAGAAUAUAUGCUGUCCCACUGGAUGGGUUGUAUCAUUGACAUUGUAUACCUUUCAUCUCAAAUACAUUUUUGAUUGAUAAGUGCUUAUGGCUGGCAUCUAGGUCUUGUGUGCCUGAAAAGUGAUGCUAUUUAUAUGCAAGUCUAUAUUUUUAUUGUACAGAGAAUACUAUACAGUACUGUAGCGCAACUCAAAUUUUAUACAGGUGUAACGUAAGUUAAGACUUUUUGGCUGAAACAUAUUAUCAUAUUCCUAGUAAAUAAUAUAUUUCAACUUUAACAGUAUUUGAUAGUACAUAUAAAUGUUUAUUAGAAUUUGUACUUUUAAUAAAAAGACUUGCAAAUUGUAUUUAAAAUUGUUAAAAUUUUUCUUAACAGUUUUUGCAUCAUCCAGGUUUACCUAUGCAUGCCAACUUUGCCUUAGUCUGACGUGUGAAGCAUCAAAUGUUGUGUAUCCCACCACAGUCUUCCAUCAACUUGCAUAAUGUUGAAUUAAAGAACUUAAAAGAAAUUAAAUAAAACUGCUGUUUUAUUGUACUAUUUUAUGCA